AACGCUUUAAAGAAUGGCGAGUGUUCGGAGCCUUCAGACAAGCAGGAGCAGCGCCUGGGGAUGAAGAGAAAAAACAAUAAAAAGAACAGGAACAGAAAGAAGAGCAACACCGUGCCUUUGAAACAGUGGAAAGUUGGUGACAGCUGUAAUGCUGUUUGGUCUGAGGACGGUAAUGUGUACCUGGCAACUAUUGCCUCCAUCAACCAGAAGAGAGGCACAUGUGUGGUUACUUACAUGGGAUAUGGAAAUCAGGAGGAGCAGAACCUGUGUGAUCUACUUCCUCCAGCCAGUGAUGAAACAAACGAAAAUGAGACUUCAUAUUCAACAGACGAAAGCGAAAAAUCCUUCCAGUCACCUCGAAACAAAAACAACUUCACAAAAGCAAGAUUCUCCCCUCAAAAACUACGUUUUCCCAUACCACCAGCAGCCCCAGGCCUGGGAAGGCCUGGAUCAAAAUUCAGGGCACCUCCAUCAUUUUUAUCUUGCUGGCCCCCGCCCUUCCCAGCAGGACCACCG
Messenger RNA from Pterocles gutturalis (yellow-throated sandgrouse), 516 nucleotides. Its product is annotated as survival of motor neuron protein-like. The transcript has 4 exons. The annotation marks the transcript as partial. The record is from RefSeq and is a predicted model, not a curated record. Gene Ontology annotation, molecular function: RNA binding. NCBI's taxonomy places the organism in Eukaryota, Metazoa, Chordata, Aves, Pterocliformes, Pteroclidae. Gene Ontology annotation, cellular component: precatalytic spliceosome; cytoplasm; nucleus. Gene Ontology annotation, biological process: mRNA processing; regulation of alternative mRNA splicing, via spliceosome.